AUUUUAAAAUUUCAUUUUAGAAUGUUAAAUAUUAGUGCGCAUUUUAAAUUAAUACGAAAAACAACAGCCUUAAUAAUGGGUAUAUUAAGAAAAAGAAAUAUUUCAAAAAUAUUAUCAAUAAUUGUUGCCAUUGCCAGUAUUGUAUUUGUAAUCUGGAACAAAUGUUUGAACGAAAAUAUACCAAAUUUAGUGAAGGAUAUAAAUGAAAUAAAUUUAAAAGAAUUUGAUUAUAUCAUAGUCGGAGCUGGUACUGCUGGAUCUGUUGUAGCAUCUACUUUAAGUGCAAACUCGAACUAUAGCGUACUAUUAAUUGAAGCAGGAUCUACAUUUAAUAUAUUGACUUCAAGUGUUCCAAUAUUUGCAACUUUAUUACAAAAAUCAAAUAAUGAUUGGAAUUUAUUGACCGUUCCUCAGAAAUAUUCAUCAAAAGCUAUUUAUGAACAGCGUCAAUGCUUGCCAAGGGGUAAGGGUCUUGGAGGAUCAUCCCAAAUGAAUUUUAUGCUUCAUUUCGGUGGUCAUAAAAAAGAUUUUGACAUCUGGAAAAAAUGUGGUUUAACAGAUUGGGAUUACGAAACUAUUCAAAAGUAUCUUAAUGAAUUUGAUAAUUUUAAUUCAUCACAUUAUCAAAAUUUGCCACCGCAAAAAAAUCAUAAUUCUCGUACAUUAGAUAUUUGGAAAAUACCUAAAAAUUAUUCAAAAUUAUCAGAAUCUUUUGAAAACCUUCAAGCUGAAUUUAGAAAUGAGAAUCUAAAUUUUCAUUUUACUGAGUAUACAAUAAAAAAUGGAAUAAGAUCUAAUGUUUAUCAAAAGUUUUUACGACCAAGUUUUAAAUUUGAAAAUUUAAAAAUUUUGAUAAAUGCUUACGUUGAUAAAAUUAAUUUUGAUAAAAAUAAAAGGGCUUCAAGUGUUAACAUUAAAAUGAAGGAUCAGGAUGGAACAGCGAUUAAAGUAUUAGCCCGAAAAGAGAUAAUAAUAUCAGCUGGGGCCUAUUUGACUCCUGGAAUAUUGCAAAGAUCUGGUAUAGGAUCAAAGCAUCUUUUACGUAAAUUGAAUAUACAAAUGAUACAUGAAUCUCCAAAAGUCGGUGAAAACCUUUAUGAUCAUAUGACUUUUCCGUUAUUUGUUUCAAUUAAAGAGAGAGCUAGUGCAACAAUUGAUAAAAUUUUAAGUUCUCGGGAAAUAUGGAAAUAUAUAACUACGGGUGAAGGGUAUUUUGGUAAUAUUGGUGUUAUUGGUACAAUUUCAUCAUCAAAUGAAUCAUUUGGUAUUAAUAUUUUUGGUGCUGGUAGCGUUGAUGAACGAUUUCUAAUGGAAAUAUCGAAUUUUAAAGAAAAUUCAUUUAGAUCAGUUUUUCCACUUUACUAUAAUACAAGCCAAGAAGGUUUUGUAGUACUUACAAGUUGUUAUCAACUUAAAAGCCGAGGCAAUAUAAAAAUAAAUAGCACAAAUCCCUUUGAUCCACCAUUAAUUAAUCCAAAUUAUUUAAAAGAAAAGUAUGACAUUGAUUGUAUGAUUAAAGGUGUAAGAACAGCGGUCAGAAUUAUUGAAUCAAAAUCAUUUCAACAACUAAAACCUAAAAUACAUUGGGCUAAAAAUGAAGAAUGCAAGGAGUAUGGUCCAACUACAAAAGAUUUUAUAACAAAUCAACCAAGUGAUAAAUAUUUAGAAUGUUUAAUGAGAGAGGUUGCUUUAAAUUCACACCACCCUGGCGGAUCAUGUUCGAUUGAAACACUUUAUGAUAAAACUUCACCAUUGGAUCAAUAUUUUAAAGUAAAAGGUGUUGAAGGUUUAAGAGUAGUUGAUGCUAGUAUUUUGCCAACACCGAUUUCAGGAACACCAAAUUCAGUUUUAAUUGCUAUUGCCAAAAGAGCUGCACAUUUAAUAUUAGAUUAAACAUAAAUAUUUUAUUGGAUUAAUUUGUUUUGAACUAAAGGUGCUUAGAUAUUGUUUUGUUUUUUUGUCAUAAAAUGGUAUGUAUAUUGUUAUAUUUGUGAUAAUAAAUUAUUAUGUGGAUUCUAA
This is a messenger RNA of Condylostylus longicornis, 2019 nucleotides long. It is a transcript of the gene ninaG, whose product is annotated as neither inactivation nor afterpotential protein G. The record is from RefSeq and is a predicted model, not a curated record. Lineage: Eukaryota; Metazoa; Arthropoda; Insecta; Diptera; Dolichopodidae. The transcript is spliced from 4 exons. The coding region runs from base 22 to 1893 and encodes 623 amino acids. Gene Ontology annotation, molecular function: flavin adenine dinucleotide binding; oxidoreductase activity, acting on CH-OH group of donors.